This is a messenger RNA of Pyricularia pennisetigena, 240 nucleotides long. RefSeq lists its product as uncharacterized. NCBI's taxonomy places the organism in Eukaryota, Fungi, Ascomycota, Sordariomycetes, Magnaporthales, Pyriculariaceae. Bases 1 to 240 code for a protein of 79 amino acids. The record is from RefSeq and is a predicted model, not a curated record. The transcript has 2 exons.
AUGGCGCCCAAUCUGGUUUUCCGGCACGCCGGCCACAAUGUUUUGCCCCUACACGACUCCGUCCGCCGUCAUGUACUGCGCAUUGUCAGCGAGGGAGUCGGACCGGACCAGGUCCGAGGCGUGGUGGGUGUUGUGGUGGUGAAGGAUGGUGCGGAUGUAGGGCGUUUGGAUUUCGACCACAAUGCUGUCCUGCAGGAGAUAUCCAGACUUCAACCAAGUGCUCUCGCAUUUGUGAACUGA